UUAUGUACUCCGCCUAAAAAGAAAUAAAUAAUAAAGAAAGAAAGAAAAACAAGACCAUUUUUAUCCAACCCUGGUCGGAGGAGGAGUAAUCCACAAUCUCUGUUGUUGCUGCUGUUGUUGCUGUGGCGAUCGUUAGACACCACCUGGCGAUUUGUUCCGACUCGGCCAUGAACACGGAAUCAGUAGUGGAGUUUCUUGGAAACGUGCCCUUACUUCAGAAGCUGCCGAGUUCUUCUCUUAAGAAAAUCGCCCAAGUAGUUGUCUCGAAACGCUACGGGAAAGGGGAGUAUGUGAUUCGGGAAGAACAAGCUUGGGAUGGUUGCUAUUUCAUUUUCUCUGGAGAGGCUCAGGUUUCCGGACCAGACGAAGAUGAAAAUCGUUCCGAAUUUCUCUUGAAACAAUAUGAUUACUUCGGCCAUGGUAUUUCUGCGCAUGUUCAUUCAGCUGACAUAAUUGCUACCUCCGAGCUCACAUGUUUGGUGUUGCCGCGUGAUCAUUGCCGUUUGCUUCAGACCAACUCUAUCUGGCAGUCGGAUCAAGAAGUCGACAAAUGCUCUUUGGUCGAACGCAUUUUACAUCUUGACCCUUUAGAACUGAAUAUCUUCAGGGGUAUCACUCUACCUGAUGCUCCCAUCUUUGGCAAAGUUUUCGGUGGUCAAUUUAUGGGACAGGCACUUGCUGCGGCAUCAAAAACUGUUGAUUUUCGGAAGAUUGUCCACAGUUUUCAUUCUUAUUUUCUUCUUGUUGGAGAUAUCGAUAGUAUGAACCAACCUUUAAUUCCACUCCCACCCAGCAAGUAUGCGUUUUUCUUCUCGUUAAAUUCGCUUCUAAUUAUAUAUCAUUUCUUGGCAGUCCCCAUUAUAUAUCAAGUUCAUCGUAUACGUGAUGGGAACAACUUUGCCACCCGAAGAGUAGAUGCUAUACAGAAAGGGAAUAUCAUCUUCAUAUUGAUGGCUUCUUUUCAGAAAGAGCAACAAGGAUUUGAUCACCAAGAGUCAGCCAUGCCCUCUGCACCGGAUCCUGAUACGCUUCUAUCACUAGAGGAGUUGCGUGAACGUCGUAUAACUGACCCUCAACUACCUAGGAGUUACCGGAACAAAGUUGCAACUGCAAAUUUUAUUCCAUGGCCUAUAGAGAUUCGGUUUUGUGAGCCUAGUAAUUCUACAAACCAGACAAAGUCUCCACCGAGAUUAAGGUAUUGGUUUAGAGCAAAGGGAAAGCUUUCUGAUGACCAAACUUUGCAUCGAUGUGUUGUGGCAUUUGCUUCGGAUUUGAUAUUUGCAAGUAUCAGUUUGAACCCUCACCGAAGAAAGGGCCUGAGAUCUGCUGCACUUAGCCUUGACCAUGCGAUGUGGUUUCACCGACCUCUAAGAGCUGAUGACUGGUUACUUUUUGUGAUUGUUAGUCCAACUGCGCACAUGACCAGGGGUUUUGUCACUGGUGAAAUGUUCAACCGAAAAGGAGAGCUGGUUGUAUCGCUAACGCAAGAGGCCUUGUUAAGAGAGGCAAGACCUCCUAAACCCUCCGUGACGUCGAAGCUCUGAUUUGGCUCACUGUGUUAGUUUAAAGAUGUGGCGAAUAAAGAAAAGGAAAAGAUGUACUGAAGACAUUAGAAAAAACAUUUGGUAAUAAUAAGAUUGAUGCUACUUGUGUAUUGUUAUUAGACAAACCCCGUUUCUUUGGUAUGAUUCGGUUUUUAUGUCUUAUGAUGAUGACAUGUAUUCAUAUCUAUAAAUUUACUAUUGUGUGGUUAUGAGAAAAUGACAUUUUGGUCGA
Brassica napus (rape) is the source of this 1776-nucleotide messenger RNA. Its product is annotated as acyl-CoA hydrolase 2. The transcript has 16 exons. The coding region runs from base 168 to 1544 and encodes 458 amino acids. The record is from RefSeq and is a predicted model, not a curated record. NCBI's taxonomy places the organism in Eukaryota, Viridiplantae, Streptophyta, Magnoliopsida, Brassicales, Brassicaceae. Gene Ontology annotation, biological process: acyl-CoA metabolic process; fatty acid catabolic process. Gene Ontology annotation, molecular function: fatty acyl-CoA hydrolase activity.